AUGUCGCUUAUCGAAACGUACUGCCGACAAGACCAGGAAGAUAUUAGCAGGCUUUUGCGUCAAGGAAAAUGUGACCGAUGCAACACAUCCUGGAAGCUGGAACUACGAGAAAUCGAACAAACGGAUAUUUGCCUGCUUUUGACCAUCUGGAAGGACUUAGGGCCGGGUUUGGACCCUGAGGAUGACCGCUGGAGAGCCCAGCAGGAAUGGACAUGUCAGAGGACAUUGAAAGCCAGUGAGAUGGUGGAUCCGCGCAUGCGAUUCGAGAUGCAAUCGAAUGAGCCAGGAUCUAGUUCGUCCCAAGCUUUGUCAGAGGAGAACAUGUUUCUUCGGAACGUGUCUCUUUUGAGAGACCGGCGUUAUCGAACUGUCAUGACACGAUGGGGUCCGGGGUGGUGGUAUCUUCAAGGGAAAGAAGACGAGGUCAAGCAUUCCCAUUGUAUUGUCAUUUAA
Messenger RNA from Penicillium maclennaniae, 453 nucleotides. RefSeq lists its product as uncharacterized. Lineage: Eukaryota; Fungi; Ascomycota; Eurotiomycetes; Eurotiales; Aspergillaceae. The transcript has a single exon. The record is from RefSeq and is a predicted model, not a curated record. The coding region runs from base 1 to 453 and encodes 150 amino acids.